Molecule: messenger RNA, 1600 nt
Organism: Micropterus salmoides (largemouth bass)
Lineage: Eukaryota; Metazoa; Chordata; Actinopteri; Centrarchiformes; Centrarchidae
Product: protein YIPF4
Exons: 6
Coding region: 204-917 (237 amino acids)
Biological process (GO): vesicle fusion with Golgi apparatus; endoplasmic reticulum to Golgi vesicle-mediated transport
Cellular component (GO): membrane; trans-Golgi network
Source: RefSeq, a predicted model, not a curated record
ACAAGACGUGUCACAUUUCCCAGCUUCCUGCUUUCCACCGAAGAAGAUCGACACAGAACAAAAACAAAAUGCGAUAGUUAAACUUCACUGAUGAGCUGUGGUCAAUGACAGCGUUGUUGACGCUUCCCGACAUAUUUCACUGACUGCUUAGUAAAUGUUAUUUGUUUGUAGCUGAGGCGCGUGGAAGUAAUAGAAAAGCAACCAUGCAGUUCACUCCAACCAACGGAGACUUCACGUUCGUGUCUUCGACAGAGGCUGAAGAGCUCAGCGGGACCAUCAGUGCCCCGGACAUUAAACUGAACAUGGGCAGUGACAGCGGUAAAGACCCAUAUGCUACUACCUUCCUGAGGCAGCGAGGCUAUGGCUGGCUGCUGGAGGUAGAAGAGGACGACAGUGAGGAGAGCAAACCUCUUCUGGAGGAGCUGGACAUUGACCUGAAGGACAUCUAUUACAAGAUUCGAUGUGUGCUGAUGCCAAUGCCUUCGCUGGGUUAUAACCGGCAGGUGGUCAGAGACAACCCGGACUUCUGGGGUCCUCUAGCCGUGGUGCUGCUCUUCUCCAUGAUCUCGAUCUAUGGACAGUUCAGGGUUGUGUCUUGGAUUAUCACCAUCUGGAUAUUUGGAUCGCUAACAAUCUUCCUGCUGGCUCGUGUUCUCGGUGGUGAGGUUUCCUUCGGCCAGGUUCUCGGAGUGAUUGGAUAUUCCCUUCUUCCUCUCAUCGUUAUAGCCCCUCUGCUCUUAGUGAUCGGAGGGUUCGAGGUGGUUUCUACACUAAUCAAACUGUUUGGAGUGUUCUGGGCUGCUUACAGUGCCGCUUCACUGCUCGUCGGAGAUCAGUUUAAAACAAAGAAGCCCCUUCUCAUAUAUCCCAUUUUCCUUUUGUAUAUCUACUUCCUAUCACUAUAUACUGGUGUGUGACUGGAUGAGUUAAAUCUGUGGACCUUUUCAUGGACAGUGAUCCUGGAGCACGGGCAGGAAAAUGCUAUGGAAGACAGGAUUUUUUUAAAAGAGAAUUUCUUUUUUAACUCUGUCAAAUUCAAAGGUGGGGAUGUUUAGAAUAUAAAUCGGUGUGUAUAUACAAUUUUGUCCCUUUAUGUCUUCAGUCAAUAAAAUGCAUCUGCUUUUACAGCUUAAACUGUAUUCAGACUUGUGGUUCACCAGUGCAGUACAGCCCCCACAGUCCUGCAUUUACUUGUAAUUCAUGAAGCAGGAAAUGGGCUCAGGGUUGAACUUUAAUUUAUUGAUUUAUUUUGACUCUUUAUCCCACUGAAGUAUAUGGUGCCAAAUAUCUGUGUGUAUAUGUUCAUGCUGAAGGAAGAGGAAAGAGACACAGAAAGAAAGAGAUUGUAGAGCAUAAUGUUCUUCAUUGUUAUCCAUUGUAAUGUACUAUGAGAUAUGUCCAUUUAUGCUUUUCAUUUUCAUAGACUUGUUUUCUAUAUUUAUGGAUUGCAAGUCGACUAGGGCAAUUGGAGUGAUAUAAACAAUUGUCUUCUAAAUGUGGUGCCUUGUUUUCCCACCUGAGUCCUGUUUUCAACCGUUCAAUACAGGAAUAUAAUAAUUUGAUCCGUUAUUACAGAAAAUCAAUAGAUAUUGUGAUUUAA